This is a messenger RNA of Rubroshorea leprosula, 770 nucleotides long. Lineage: Eukaryota; Viridiplantae; Streptophyta; Magnoliopsida; Malvales; Dipterocarpaceae. The record is from the annotation of a GenBank genome assembly.
GAAGGAGUUAUUGAGAUCCCUGCAAAGGAGGAUGAAAAUGAAAUUUCAACAGAUAAAAUUAUUUUUGAGAAUCUAGAAGAGAGGAUGGCCGAACAUAUAAGGCCAUUAUACAUUUAUGCUCACAUGGAUGGGAUGCCAGUUAAUCGAGUUCUAGUGGACAAUGGUGUUGCUGUCAAGGUGUUGCCAACUUGUAUGUUACACAAAAUUGGCAAAUCUUUGAAAGAUUUGAUGGAGAUAGAAGUGACAAUCAGUGACUUUACAUGUGGAGUAAAUUGCUCAAGGGGAAUUCUGCCAGUGGAGCUCACUGUGGGAAAUAGAACUCUCAUGUGUGCAUUCUUUGUGGUUGAUACUGUAGCCACUUAUAAUGCAUUACUUAGGAGAGACUGGAUCCAUUCUAGCUGUUGUGUUCCUUCAACUUGGCACCAAAAAUUGAUAUUCUGGAAUGGUGGCAGAACUGAGGUCGUGAAAGUUGAUGAUAAACCUUUUGUGGCCAACACUAAUUCGGUGGAAGCUCGUUAUUAUGAUGAAGAAAUUGGGACCAUUCGCUUCUUUGGGAUGGACGGUAAUGGCAGACCAGUUGGAAUUACUACCAGUACUAGAUCAGCACUCACUAAACGCACAGUAAAGAAGGUUUGUGAUGAACUCCUUUGGCCUACAGCAAUUGUUCCUUUUAGGCCAAGGGAGGAGCCAGAAAUUGAAGAAAUUCCAUGAAGAGACAGUGAAUCAAUUGCUAGAAGAAAGAGGCCGUGGAAGAAAUUAAAAGGAAAUUA